UGUUCUAAUUUUCUAGCCAUACCAAAUGCUGGACGGGCCACAAAGAAUUUGCCGCCUUCAAGUAAACUUUUCCGCUGUGAGAUUUGCGGUUUUAGUUACAAGCACAAGGCCACUCUCACAAAGCACAUGAAAUUCCACCUUGGCCAAACUUAUUGUGACAUUUGCUGCAAAAGCCUUUCCACUGUGAAGAACCUUGAAAUGCACAUGAUCCUGACCCACAAAACAACCGGGGUAAAACGUACAUACCCCCUGGGAGAAUAUUUCCGAAAAAGCGCGUCGUCUUAUCAAUCGGAGCGCCCUCACGUUUGCGAUAUUUGCGGGGCUCGCUACAAGAACUACCGUCAUCUCGUCGACCACAAAAAGUCCCACACCUCGAAGACCUAUUGUGACAUCUGCAAUAAAAACUUGUCGACCGUGUCCAACUAUCACAUUCACAUGAUGUUCACCCAUAAGAUUUCUAAGAAAAAGAAACCCUACUUCGCAAUAGAGGAAUGCGCUCAGGCUCGCCGAAUGAUGACUCAUGAUACCGAAGAGUUGUGUAACUGGUUCACCAAUCCUUACCUUAACCAAAACCCGAUCAGAAAUAUGACAAGGCCGACGAUCAUCAUUCAUCAUUAUCCCUACGGAGGAUACUACCGAGGUAGGGUGUCUCAAAGUGAGGCGGAGCGGAGACACGAAUGCGACAUUUGCGGGGCCAGCUACAAAAACUACCGCCAUCUUGUCGACCACAAGAAAUCUCACACCUCCAAGACCUACUGCUACCUCUGUCACAAGAACCUGUCCACCGUCUCGCAUCUCAAGACACACAUGAUGCUCACUCACAAAGAACAUCCCGCGCUGUGGUCACGAUGCCUGCCAAUAGGUCAAUCGACGGACGGCCACCGUCCGACAGAUCCGGGGAAGAAGUUCUCGUGCAGAAUCUGUGGCUACUCGUACGCCAACGCCAACAGCCUGAGCAAGCACAUGAAAUCGCACACCGGUCAGACCGUCUGCAGGAUCUGCCGCAAAAUGUCCUCGACCUACCCCAACCUUCGCAGGCACAUGCUCAUGAUUCACAACAUUGCCGAGUAAUGUAGCGCCCUUUAUGACGCAGACAUCGCUCAAAAUGCUCCAAUUUUUUCACUCGAUGUUGAUCGACUUUUUUCCAUCAAGCUCCAUUUAUGUUUGAAGCCUAACAGCAUUCUUUCGAUUUUCCAAGUGUGUGAACGUGUUUUAUUCUUAAAUUUGUCAUUGUUAUAUUUCGUUUUGAUAUAAAGACCAUUUCAAGAGUUA
Molecule: messenger RNA, 1272 nt
Organism: Bemisia tabaci
Lineage: Eukaryota; Metazoa; Arthropoda; Insecta; Hemiptera; Aleyrodidae
Source: RefSeq, a predicted model, not a curated record